AUGGCCUCUAGUAAUAUGAAGUGCUUCCAGCUCAACACUGGGGCGUUCAUGCCUGCAGUAGGCCUGGGGUGUUUCAUGGGUCCGACGCAGAUCGGCGAAAGCGAACACGUAACUGCCAUGGUCAAGUUGGCACUUGACCUGGGCUAUCGCCACUUCGAUACGGUGAACUCUACCUGUAACGAAUCAUCCGUCGGGGAUGCUCUGAGGGGAACCACCGUUCCGCGAAGCGAACUAUUUCUGACCACAAAACUCGACCAGAAGGACCACGGUCGUGUCAGAGAAGCGCUGCAUGCCAGCCUCACGAAACUCGGUGUGGACUAUGUGGAUUUGUACCUGAUGCACUGGCCUAUGGCAUAUGACGAAUCAGGUACGUCUAGUCACUCAGGCAAAACGCUCCAGCCUGACGAGAAGCCGACCUUCGUCGAGACGUGGAAGGAUCUGGAAGCGAGCUUGGCUGAAGGUACUGCCAAGGCAAUCGGGGUUUCCAACUUCAGUGUAAAGACCCUGACCGAGUUGCUGAACCAUACGGACAUAGUUCCCGCAGUGAAUCAGGUCGAGCUCCAUCCGUCGCUUCCUCAAAACGAACUACUCGCCUUCUGCCGUGAACGCGGGAUCCUCCUCACAGCCUACUCGCCUGUCGGGAAGUUCAAGUUCGCUGAUGAUCCUGAGAUCACAGCAAUCGCAGAUGCGCACCAUGCGAGCAGCGCACAAUUGCUCUUGAGUUGGGGCGUUCAACGGGGCACAGCGGUUAUUCCAAAGACUGUACAUGCUACACGAAUGCGGGAGAACCUGCAGCUCUUCAACCUCACUCAAGCGGAUAUGGAGGCGCUAGAUGCGUUUCAUAAGAAGCCUGGGAUGCACAGAAGCGUUUGCGGCUUCCACUCGGCCGAACUGGGAGGCUCGUGUUGGGGUUGGACGUACGAGCAGCUCGGCUGGCAGAUGACCGUAGGCGGCGUCCACCUGUAA
Messenger RNA from Dichomitus squalens LYAD-421 SS1, 966 nucleotides. Its product is annotated as Aldo/keto reductase. Bases 1 to 966 code for a protein of 321 amino acids. The record is from RefSeq and is a predicted model, not a curated record. Lineage: Eukaryota; Fungi; Basidiomycota; Agaricomycetes; Polyporales; Polyporaceae. The transcript has 8 exons. Gene Ontology annotation, molecular function: oxidoreductase activity.